GAUGCCCUUUUUCUCCCCCCCAGUUUGCCAGGGCACCAACAACAAGCUCACCCAGCUGGGCACGUUCGACGACCACUUCCUGAGCCUCCAGCGGAUGCUCAACAACUGCGAGGUGGUCCUUGGGAACUUGGAGAUUACCUACAUGCAGAGGGACUACGACCUGUCCUUCCUAAAGACCAUCCAGGAGGUGGCCGGCUACGUCCUCAUUGCCCUCAACGUGGUGGAGAAGAUCCCCCUGGAGAACCUGCAGAUCAUCCGGGGGAACAUGCUCUUCGAGAACACCCACGCCUUGUCCGUCCUGUCCAACUACGGCGCCAACAAGACUGAGCGGCCGGCCCGGGGGAUGCAGCAAAUCCUGCAGGGCGCCGUGCGCUUCAACAACAACCCCACCCUCUGCAACAUGGAGACCAUCCAGUGGCACGACAUCGUGGACAGCAGCUUCGUGAGCAACAUGUCGCUGGACUUUCCGAGGCACCCGCCCAGCAGCUGCCAGAAGUGCGACCCGAGCUGCCCCAGCGGAAGCUGCUGGGCUGCGGGCAAGGAGAACUGCCAACAACUGACCAAGACCAUCUGCGCCCAGCAGUGCUCCGGCCGCUGCCGGGGCAAGUCCCCGAGUGACUGCUGCCACAACCAGUGUGCCGCCGGCUGCACGGGGCCCCGCGAGAGCGACUGCCUGGUCUGCCGCCGGUUCCGGGACGGCGCCACCUGCAAGGACACCUGCCCGCCGCUCAUGCUGUACAACCCCACCACCUACCAGAUGGACGUCAACCCCGACGGCAAAUACAGCUUCGGCGCCACCUGUGUAAAGAAGUGUCCCCGGAACUACGUGGUGACCGACCACGGCUCCUGCGUGCGGGCCUGCAGCCCCGACAGCCAUGAGGUGGAGGAAGACGGCGUCCGCAAGUGCAAGAAGUGCGAAGGGCCCUGUCGCAAAGUGUGCAACGGGAUCGGGAUCGGGGAGUUUAGAGACACCCUGUCCAUCAACGCCACCAACAUCAGGCACUUCCGCAACUGCACCACCAUCAGCGGGGACCUGCACAUCCUGCCCGUGGCCUUCAAGGGGGACUCCUUCACCCACACGCCGCCCCUGGACCCGAGGGAGCUGGACAACCUGAAAACCGUGAAGGAGAUCACAGGGUUCCUGCUGAUCCAGGCCUGGCCAGAGAACAGGACGGACCUGCACGCCUUCCGGAACCUGGAGAUCAUCCGGGGCCGGACCAAGCAGCACGGCCGCUUCUCUCUCGCCGUCGUCGGGCUGACGGACAUCACGUCCCUGGGGCUGCGCUCCCUCAAGGAGAUCAGUGACGGAGACGUGAUCAUCUCGGGGAACCGCAACCUGUGCUACGCAGACACCAUCAACUGGAGAAAGCUCUUCGGGACCACGAGUCAGAAAGCCAAGAUCCAAAGCAACAAGGAUGGCAGGGACUGCAAGGCCCAAGGCCAAGUCUGCAACCGGCUGUGCUCGCCGCUGGAGGGCUGCUGGGGCCCUGCGCCCGGGGACUGCGUGGCCUGCCAGAACGUCAGCCGCGAGCGGGAGUGCAUGGAGCGGUGCAACCUGCUGGAGGGUGAGCCCAGGGAGUUUGUGGAGAACGGCGAGUGCAUCCAGUGCCACCCGGAGUGCCUGCCCCAGCCCAUGAACGUGACCUGCACGGGACGCGGCCCCGACAGCUGCGUGCAGUGCGCCCACUACAUCGAUGGCCCGCACUGCGUCAAGACCUGCCCAGCCGGGAUCAUGGGCGAGAACAACACGCUGGUCUGGAAGUUCGCGGACGCCAGUCACGUCUGCCACCUGUGCCACCCCAACUGCCCCUACGGCUGCACAGGGCCAGGUCUUGAAGGCUGCACGACCAACGAGCCCAAGAUCUCGUCCAUCGCCAUGGGGAUCGUGGGCGGCCUCUUCCUGCUGCUGAUGGUGGCGCUGGUGGUGGGCCUGUGUCUGCGUCGGCGCCACAUCGUCCGCAAGCGCACGCUGCGCCGGCUGCUGCAGGAGAGGGAGCUCGUGGAGCCCCUGACCCCCAGCGGGGAGGCGCCCAACCAGGCCCUCCUGAGGAUCCUAAAGGAGACCGAGUUCAAAAAGAUCAAGGUGCUGGGCUCCGGCGCGUUCGGCACCGUGUACAAGGGGCUCUGGAUCCCGGAGGGCGAGAAGGUUAAAAUCCCCGUGGCCAUCAAGGAAUUGCGGGAAGCCACGUCUCCGAAGGCCAACAAGGAAAUCCUCGACGUGAGUCUGUCCUCUCGCUGCCACGGGCCUGGCGGUCAGGGGCCGCCUUUCUCGGGGCGGGCAGCACGCUAGUGUGGGACACUCUCU
This is a messenger RNA of Myotis lucifugus (little brown bat), 2305 nucleotides long. RefSeq names its product epidermal growth factor receptor (gene EGFR). Gene Ontology annotation, biological process: cell surface receptor protein tyrosine kinase signaling pathway; positive regulation of epithelial cell proliferation; protein phosphorylation. Bases 2 to 2290 code for a protein of 762 amino acids. Gene Ontology annotation, molecular function: epidermal growth factor receptor activity; ATP binding; epidermal growth factor binding. The transcript is spliced from 19 exons. Gene Ontology annotation, cellular component: signaling receptor complex; basal plasma membrane. The record is from RefSeq and is a predicted model, not a curated record. NCBI's taxonomy places the organism in Eukaryota, Metazoa, Chordata, Mammalia, Chiroptera, Vespertilionidae.